Messenger RNA from Pimephales promelas (fathead minnow), 637 nucleotides. The record is from RefSeq and is a predicted model, not a curated record. NCBI's taxonomy places the organism in Eukaryota, Metazoa, Chordata, Actinopteri, Cypriniformes, Leuciscidae.
UCCCAGCAUGCACUACAGAACGGUGCUGAUGUACACUGAAAUAGGCUGCUUUGUAGCAUGCGUCUGCGGCUGGAUCCUGAUCUGCUCCACUAUCCCCACGGAGUACUGGACUUACUCUGAGGUGGCCAGUUUAGUCCUCACAUCUUCCCACUAUUUCUCCAACCUCUGGAAAGACUGUCUCUCCGACUCCACAGGUGUGUCCGACUGCAAGGAGUUCCCCUCGCUGCUGGCUCUGCAGACACACAUUCACCUGUGCCGAUCUCUCGUCAUCACAUCCAUAGCUCUGGGAUUCUUCGGAUCCGCUCUGGCUUUGGUGGGGAUGAAGUGCACAAAACUCGGAGGCUCUGAAACGGUGAAUGCAAGAAUAACCUUCGCUGCAGGGAUCAACUACUUGUUGUCAGGUCUCUGCGGCAUGUUGGCUUACAGCUGGUACGGCCACAAGGUGAUUUCAGAGUUCAUGGAUCCCAACUACAAGGCCAAAAAGUUUGAGCUGGGAGUGGCGCUGUAUGUGGGAUGGGGCGGAUCGGCGCUCCUGCUGGCCGGAGGACUCGUGUACAGCAUCACCGCAGGGAACCAGGCCUGCCAGUCCAGGUAUCUCAAUCUAACCUGUGCCUCUGAGUGAAUCGCAGGAAGACAA